Molecule: messenger RNA, 1236 nt
Organism: Lagopus leucura (white-tailed ptarmigan)
Lineage: Eukaryota; Metazoa; Chordata; Aves; Galliformes; Phasianidae
Gene: CDC20B
Product: cell division cycle 20B
Exons: 9
Coding region: 1-1236 (411 amino acids)
Biological process (GO): positive regulation of ubiquitin protein ligase activity; anaphase-promoting complex-dependent catabolic process; positive regulation of anaphase-promoting complex-dependent catabolic process
Cellular component (GO): anaphase-promoting complex
Molecular function (GO): ubiquitin ligase activator activity; anaphase-promoting complex binding; protein binding
Source: RefSeq, a predicted model, not a curated record
AUGCUUAAGAAGCCCUCCAUCAUGAAAAGUGCUGUGACUCUGUCUAGCAGGCACACUGCAGCAGGCUUGGAAAGGAGAAACGACAGGAAAACUGAACUACAAAAAAAGCAGAAAUGUACUACUCAGCUUCUAAUGGUCCAAGAAACUGGAUAUAGCAUGGCAGAAAGUGACAUGAAGGUCUGUGAAAAAGCCAGUUGCAUCUGGAAAGGAUGCCAAGAAGAGAUGCAGAAUGAGUUCAGAGCUGUUACCAUCAUGAAGCCAUCAGUGACAUUGGAGCCAGAACUGAGGCUUCAUAUUACUGGUUUGCAUGAUGAUUACUAUCUAAACAUACUGGACUGGAACCUUGAAAAUCUCAUUGCUGUUGCUCUGGGAUCUGCUGCAUAUAUUUGGAAUGGAAGAACUCUUCAAGGCAUUGAAAGCAUUGGUUUAAAUUCCAGUUCCAAAUACAUUUCAUCUCUAGCUUGGAUAAAAGAGGGAACUUGCCUUGCUGUUGGCACUAGUGAUGGAGAAGUGCAACUGUGGGACAUUGAAAGGAAAAGGAGGUUGAGAAAUAUGUUUGGCCACCUGUCUGUAGUUGGAGCUCUGAGCUGGAAUCAUUAUAUUCUGAGCAGUGGUUCAAGACUGGGAUCUAUUCAUCACCAUGAUGUUCGAGUGGCUCAGCAUCACGUUGGUACUCUUUGCCAAAACAAACAAAGCAUUUGCAGCCUCAAAUGGUCAUUAACCAAUCAGUUGCUCGCAAGUGGGUCUAGUGAUGGUAUACUGAAUAUCUGGCACAGUGAUCCUGGUGUGAAAGUGCAGACGCAGCCACUGAAAACCAUUCCUCAUUCUUCAGCAGUUAAGGCUAUGAACUGGUGUCCUUGGCAGUCCAAUGUCCUUGCUACAGGGGGUGGAAUGAAAGAUGGGAUUUUGCGUGUCUGGGACAUAAACAGUGAGAAACUCCUCCAGAGUGCAGCUACAGAUUCUCAGAUUUGUUCAUUGCUCUGGUUACCCAAAACCAGUGAACUGAUGACUGGACAAGGCCUUCCUGGAAAUCAGAUGAAAAUAUGGAAGCAUCCAGCACUUAUCAAUUCAUCAGAACUCUAUGGUCAUAAAAGGAGAGUCCUGCAUAUAGCCUUAAGCCCAGAUCAGAGGAGGCUCCUUUCGGUCGCUGCUGAUGGGAUAGCUUGUCUGUGGAAAUGCCAUGAAUAUGAAGAGAACAAUGAAAAAAAAGAAAGUUUUUUUUCUAAUGAUUAUUAG